AUGACAUCCAAGAAAGUGGUCGAGCUCUUCUAUGAUGUGGUUUCUCCGUACUCCUGGCUGGGCUUUGAGGUCAGUGUUGGCAUUAUUUUGUCGGUGGGCACUAAGAAAGCUACAGAUCCAAUAAUACUGGUAUUUGUUUGGACUCUCUGCAGGUCAUGUGCAGAUACAGAAACGUGUGGAAUAUAGAGCUGAAACUGCGCCCUGCAUUUCUGGGUGGCAUCAUGCAGGGGUCAGGUAAAUAAUCUGGUAAAAAGGUAGAUAUUAAAGCUGAGAACAGUGCACAUGGCAUCUUUCCUGGAGUAUAGUCAUCUUCUUUCAAUCAGUCUUCAAUCAAUCAGUCUUUAUUUAUAUAGCACUUUUCAUACAUAACAUGUAGCACAAAGUGUUUUACACAAAAAAAGGAAUAAAAGAAACAAAGAAUACCCAAAUUUACCCCAAUCCAGGAUUAAAAGAAUACCCAAAUCAACCCCAGCCCAACCACUCAUUCCCACACCACGAUCUAAUUGCAACAGAAACAGUAUUAAAAUGCAUAAACUGAAAAAGGGCUUGAUUUCGUGGAAACAGGAAUGUGCGCACUGAGGAAACGUCAUUUGGAAACUCAAGAUAAGGAAAGACUGGAGGUUUAUGUUAAAAUCUGAAAACAAAGAAUGAUAUUUCAGAAAUAAUUAAUAAAAUGAAAUGAAAACAACAGUAAAAGAUACUAAAAUAUGAGGACCAAAAUAGCUCAAUAAAAGACGAUCCUCUUAUUAAAACUUUAACAGGCAAAGCAUGAAACUUUGAAUAUAACUUCAGUCUGUCCAGAUUUAAAGUACGAUACUUGACAGAAAAACUAAAACUAUCAACAAUUACAAUAUGAUGAUUCUGACCCAUUGCAGAGCAUAUGUUCAUAACUGUGUGAAAAAUAUUAGUACUGUAAUAAAUAAGGUGAAAUGAAUCUCUCAUGACAGGAAACAAGCCCCCUGGUCUGGUUCCAAACAAAUUCCUUUACAUGACCAAGGAUCUGGAGCGUUUGGCAAAGUAUUUCAAUGUCCCCUUGGAGAGUCCAUCUAACCCUGCUGAGGCCAUGUUCGUAAAAGGUACUCGCAGUGUUUGCCCAAGUAGUCCACUUCUGCUGCAGCCUUGCUUAUAAGGUGUUUCAUCUCUCUCCUGUUUUCUUCACCCACAGGCUCUUUGUCUGCGAUGCGAUUUGUGACGGCAGUGCAGGAGAUGGAGAAAAGUGGAGACGAGCAGGUGGAGCGUGUUUCCCGGGAGCUGUGGAGACGGAUCUGGAGCGAGGACAAGGACAUCACUGAACCUGCAUCUCUGUCUGAGGUACCCACUUUGCUGACUGAUUAUAUCUGAGAACAUUGAGAGACUUUUUCAGUAUUUUAUCAGAGUAUGAACAUUGCUCCUUCUUUCUUUUUUCUUGAUGCAGGCAGCAAUGAAAGCUGGAUUAUCCGAGAGUGAGAUUAAAGAAUUGCUGAAUAAGUACACCACACAGAAGAUCAAAGACAAGCUGAAAUUCUCCUCACAAGAUGCCUUGAACUAUGGGGUCAGUCUCCCUCAAUUCUCCUUGUAGAUUCAGACAAGACAGUGCAAUGAACAGCAUCUCUCUCUCUCUCCCUGCACCUCCCUAGGCAUUUGGAUUCCCCUUGAUUGUGUGCCAUGUUGAAGGCAAGCCAGAGAUGUUUUUUGGAUCUGACAGAUUUGAGCUCAUGGCUCACUGCAUCGGUGAGAAAAUUAUUCACAAGAACACACACACGCACACAAUUUUUAAUAAACUACCUUACCUGCACUUUUCAUCACCCCUCAUAUGACAAUUCAGUCAUAAGUCGUAUGAUCAGUCCAGCUUCUCAUCAGCAUUCAAGACUCAGUUAGAUUCUCGCCCCAGACUCAUUUAGUUCUCUGUUUCAGGUGAAAAGUGGCUGGGACCUCAGCCUGACAAAUCAGCUGCCAAACUGUGA
Molecule: messenger RNA, 1943 nt
Organism: Xyrichtys novacula (pearly razorfish)
Lineage: Eukaryota; Metazoa; Chordata; Actinopteri; Labriformes; Labridae
Source: the annotation of a GenBank genome assembly